UUCCAUGAAGUAACAACGUGGUCUGAGCUGGGCCCAGGCCGGACCCGGCCCGGGCUCUGCUGCCCCUCUGGGCGGACGGGCCGGGCCCGGCUGAGCUUUCAGAAGCUGCUGCCUGCAUAGAGAGCGGGGGGAGCCCAGAAAAAAGAAAGAAGAAAACAGAAGGUUCGUGGAACAGGCACUGCAUGAAGUCAGUUAGAUGAGAAGUAAAAGAAAUAAUAAUAUUGGAAUAGGAUUGAAGAAGUGGACAUUUUUAACCGGACUCUUCUAAGGAUGUCAUUUUGCUGCUACCUGGACUUUUUAAUAUUCUUUCAGGGAUUUUUCAGUUUUUCAGAAUUAAACCUAACAUUCCAGUGAAUUGAAGAUCCUCUUCAUGUUUUUCUUCGGAGUGAAUAUCAGUUGUGAAAGAAAAACAUCAGUUAAGCCUGUUGUCGGACAUCAGAAAAAUACUUUUCUUCACACAUAGUACAGGCAUCUCCUGCAGUGGCAUCAGGUUUGCCAGAACAUAUGCAGGAAAGCAGAUAGAAGGGCAUGCUUCAACGUACCAAGUAUAACCGCUUCAGGAAUGAUUCUGUGACAUCUGUUGAUGAUCUUAUUCACAAUUUGCCCAUGAACAGCAAGGUCUCAGCAGUUUCUACAACUUCAGCUUCACCUUCGUACCUGGUCUCACCAGAGGGUCUCCGCAAGGACCAAGAAGAUGGACCCACCACCCUGUGUACCCUCAUCCAUAAAGUGUCCCACUUGAAACUGUCUAGCACGGGCAGCUUUUUGGGUAUCAAAAACCUCUCCUCAGCAGUAAAGGAGCUUGCUGUCUCGAAAUUGCAGGGAAGCUCGAGUGCUUCUAGUUCAGCAGCAGGGGCUUCAGACAGCACAUGUAACCUUGUCUCUGCCACUUCGUGUUCUCAGCAGGACGUGAGCAAGAUGAGUAUGGGGAAAAAAGCACAGUCAGAGGAAAUGCACCUGGGAGGUGAAGAUUGGAAUCAAACUAGCAGUUUUGUGAAUAAAUCCUCUCAAGGAUGGCUGCACUCGAGUGAGAAGAUCCUGGGACCUGGUGUGACGUACAUUGUGAAGUACUUGGGCUGUAUAGAAGUCUUACGGUCAAUGAGAUCUCUUGACUUCAAUACUAGAAUGCAGGUUGCAAGGGAAGCAAUCAGUCGUGUUUGUGAAGCCAUGCCUGGUCCCAAAAGAGCCUUCAAGAAACGAAAGCCACCAAGCAAAGUCCUUUCUAGCAUCUUGGGGAAGAGCAAUCUUCAGUUUGCAGGAAUGAGCAUAAUGUUGAAUAUCUCCACCAGCAGCUUAAAUCUAAUGAAUCCAGAUACAAAACAGAUCAUAGCAAAUCACCAUAUGCAAUCUAUCUCCUUUGCGUCUGGAGGUGAUCCGGAUACUUCAGAUUAUGUUGCAUACGUAGCUAAGGAUCCUGUUAAUCGUAGAGCUUGUCAUAUACUGGAAUGCUGUGAUGGCCUGGCCCAGGAUGUCAUCAGCACCAUAGGGCAAGCAUUUGAGCUUCGAUUUAAGCAGUACUUGCAAUGCCCCACUAAGACACCUAUUUUCCCUGAUAGGAUGCAGAGUUUCGAGGACCCAUGGAUGGAGGAAGAUAACGAGGCAACAGAGCAUCACUAUUACAACAACAUCCCAAAUAAAAUACCUGGCGGAUGUCUUGAUGCCAGGCUCAAAACAAGGUGUCCCACUGCUGCAAACACAGCUGAGUCUGCAUCAGGAGUGGGAGGCGAGCAAAUUUAUUAUCAGAGCCAUCACUUAGGAGAAAAAUUCAGUGAAGAUUUGCAUCAUGGGCCUGCUAAACAAGGAUCUCUGGAUAUUUGUAGUGUGUCAGAGGAGACAUCAGAAGUAGCACCAACAGCAGAUCUGCCAAUAUAUGUAAACACCCAGCAUAUAAAUAGAGAAGAUAUGUUGGCACUUCAGGCAGAUGCUGAAAGUACCUUCAGUGGAACAGCAGAGGAUGCUGAAGCAACCAGUCCAGGAAAGGAUCUGUUUGACAUGAAACCAUUUGAAGAUGCUCUCAAGAAUCAAUCAUCUGAGGCUAUGUUGAAGAAAUCCACCUCCAUGGGGUGCACCAGUCCUCCUUUAUCCAGAGUAGCUGUCCAAACCGCAGCUGAAGAGCUGAGUACAGAGCCAUGGUACCAAGGAGAGAUGAGCAGGAAAGAAGCAGAACAGCUUUUAAAGAAAUGUGGAGAUUUCCUCGUGAGGAAGAGUACCACAAAUCCUGGCUCCUAUGUGCUGACAGGCAUGCACAAAGGACAAGUCAAGCAUCUUCUUUUGGUGGACCCAGAAGGAACUGUUCGUACAAAAGAUCGUGUCUUUGACAGCAUAAGUCAUCUCAUCAACUAUCACCUUGAGAAUAAUUUGCCUAUAGUUUCUUCAGUGAGUGAACUCUACCUGCAACAGCCUGCUGAAAGAAAACACUGACUCCAGAUAACUUUUAGUUAUUGCAACUUGCAAGCUAUAACUGGUAGAAAUUGCAGAUGUGAAAACAAAAUGUACAUUUAAAAAAAUUCUACAUAUUCACAUAUAUUUCACAAGUAUAUGUGAAGUUUAAGUUUAAGAAGCCCCAUUUCAUAUGGUACACUUGAACAUUUUCAAUGCUUUAUGUGACAUGAAAUCA
Hirundo rustica (Barn swallow) is the source of this 2617-nucleotide messenger RNA. It is a transcript of the gene SHC3, whose product is annotated as SHC adaptor protein 3. Gene Ontology annotation, molecular function: receptor tyrosine kinase binding. The record is from RefSeq and is a predicted model, not a curated record. Lineage: Eukaryota; Metazoa; Chordata; Aves; Passeriformes; Hirundinidae. The transcript is spliced from 15 exons. Gene Ontology annotation, cellular component: plasma membrane. The coding region runs from base 529 to 2421 and encodes 630 amino acids. Gene Ontology annotation, biological process: intracellular signal transduction; cell surface receptor protein tyrosine kinase signaling pathway.